UAGCAGCCAGUCAGCUGGAGUGGAGAAACGAUGCGUUGCUUUCGGCCUCAGACCAGUAAGAAAGAUCAUGGAGUGGAUAUGAGACAUGCGGCAAAGAGGCGCAUAGAAAAUCUAACUCUGCAACCCAGCAGAGAUGUUGUGGAUAGAGGGGAGAUGGAAAGUAAGCUCGGGGGGUAUACCCAGCAGCUUAGCAGGAUUAUGCGUCCAGAUGAUGCCAACUACGCAGGCAACGUCCAUGGUGGAGUCAUUCUGAAGAUGAUUGAGGAAGCUGGAUGCAUCAUUGGCACGCGCCACUGCAACACUCAGAACGAGGAGCGCUGUGUGGCUAUGCUGGUGCGGGUGGAGAAGACGGAUUUCCUAUCGCCAAUGUUCAUAGGCGAGGUGGCCCACGUCAACGCCGAGAUCACUUACGCCUCUAAGCACUCGGUGGAGGUGCAGGUCAAGGUCAUGGCAGAGAACAUACUGACUGGUACCAAGAAGCUGACCAACAAGGCGGCCCUGUGGUUUGUCCCCUGCUCUCUGCAGAAUGCCAACAAGAUCCUGGAGGUCCCCCCCAUCGAGUAUGCUAGUCCAGAGCAAGAAGAGGAGGGAAGGAAGCGAUACGAAGCCCAGAAGAAGGAGAGAUUGGAAACCAAAGAGAGGACCGAAAUGGUGGCAGCCCCUUUUUCCGGUCUAGAGCCGCACACGGUAGCCUUCAGCCAGUCCAGUCUGAUCUUUCUGGUGGGACCCGCUGACUGCCCGCUACAUGACUUUGUCAAUGGAGGUGUGACGAUGAAGGUGAUGGAUGAGGUGGCUGGAGUUGUGGCAGCACGGCAUUGCCGCACAAACAUUGUCACUGUCUCUGUGGACGCCAUAAACUUCCACAGCAAGAUUAAGAAAGGCAAUGUGCUGAUAGCGAUGGGGCGGUUGACGUUUACGAGCAACAGGUCCAUGGAGAUUGAAGUGGUAGUGGAUGUUUCCCCAGUGCUGGAGCCAGAGAAAGACAGACAUCGCGCUGCGUCUGCCCUCUUCACUUACAUCUCUCUGGACAAGAACAACAGACCUCAGCCUGUCCCUCCUCUGCAGGUUCAAGGAGAGGAGGAACAGAAACGAUUUGAUGAGGGCAAAGAACGCUAUCUCCAGAACAAGGCGAAGAGAACGGCAGAGAAGGCAGCCCAGCAGUAACACCAUGGCUCACUUUAAUUUUGACAGUCAUAACUGCAAUACAAUCAUACUGUAUAACACUUAAUAUAUGAAGGAAAAAUAAUAAAAACUCUUUCCUGUAGUAUCUAAAUUGUAGCUUCCUGUUACACCUGAGUUUCCUUUCAUUUUGGAAUUUAUUUUGUGCUGUGCACCAAAUUGUCGACAGCUUUUCCGUGUAUGUAAGAGAAUUUUUUAAUUUAGGUAUGAAGACU
Molecule: messenger RNA, 1394 nt
Organism: Lampris incognitus (smalleye Pacific opah)
Lineage: Eukaryota; Metazoa; Chordata; Actinopteri; Lampriformes; Lampridae
Gene: acot7
Product: acyl-CoA thioesterase 7
Exons: 9
Coding region: 31-1164 (377 amino acids)
Biological process (GO): palmitic acid biosynthetic process; acyl-CoA metabolic process
Cellular component (GO): nucleoplasm; extracellular exosome; cytosol
Molecular function (GO): long-chain fatty acyl-CoA binding
Source: RefSeq, a predicted model, not a curated record